Messenger RNA from Drosophila mojavensis, 647 nucleotides. RefSeq lists its product as uncharacterized. NCBI's taxonomy places the organism in Eukaryota, Metazoa, Arthropoda, Insecta, Diptera, Drosophilidae. The record is from RefSeq and is a predicted model, not a curated record. Bases 24 to 566 code for a protein of 180 amino acids. The transcript is spliced from 3 exons.
GUCAAAUCAGUACCACUGGAACGAUGACACCAAAGUGGAAAGUUUCAAUAAUACUUUUGUAUUCUCUUCUAAUCGAAAAUGUUUACACAAAGGCCAGUGUGAAGUUUACAAAUGUUAAAUGUGGAUCUCUUGAACCAAGCUUGACCACCAUCGAUCAGUGCCGCCUUCGUGCGAUUAGCCGCAACAAAACCAUCCUAAACAUUGCGGUUAAUUUUCUGAAGGCAGCCAAACAACUAGAGGUCCAUUGGCAAACGAAAGUAUGGGGAAAUGGCUACAAGCCCUGGUUAGGGGAAUAUGAUAUCGACUUCUGUGGCUACUUACGCAAACCUAAUCAUCCAGUGUUCAAAAUAUUGUAUGACGCCAUCAAGCCCUUCACAAACAUAAACCAUUCGUGUCCCCUUUCGGGCAUGCAAUAUGUUAAGGACAUGUACUGGGACAUUUCGAACUAUAAAUUGCCUAUGCCAUCUGGAGACUAUUUAGUGCUUCUUACUUGGAAACUGAACAAAAUCCCCUGCAUGUACACGAAUAUAUAUUUCAAUUUUAAGCAGGAUAUUAUUUUCGAUUAAUUAUGUUCUUAAAAAAUCAAUUUAAAUUGGAAUAUCAAAUUUAAAUGCAAAAACUCAAAAUAAAAGUUCCAUUGUAAUGAA